UGGAAAGCACUCGCAGCGCUUUUGCAACAUUCUCUCGGCCCCAAGUGUCCUUUGCCGGUGUUUAAGCGACGCGGCGGCGCGUUCCGACACGGAAGUCAUCGUCGGUAGGAGGAGAAGAGCAAGUUUGAGCGCCAAGUUGAAUCGCCUCCUCCCCGCUUGACGCGACCGUGCGUGGCGCGCAAGCCUGCAGCCCGCUCAUUGCGACCCGCCUGCCGCCGGCCUGCUGCCGCCAAACUCACGCCGAGCUCCUCCGAGACGAGACAACGAAAGCCAUCCAUCCGUUCCUUCGUCGAUGCACUGAUCGAUUCGAUUGAGUUCACGAUCGACAUUGAUUGUGACCGCGAGUGAACUUCAAGAGCAGCGUCUUGAGGUUGACUCCCCAGAAGAUAGCCGGCCUUGGGGCUAGAAUGCUGGCUAGUCGGGAAGAAAGUGAACAAGAAGCAGAGUGUGUUGCUAGCGAGGCGGCCAACGUGGGGACGUUGAGGCCGAGGAAGAGGAAAGCAGAUGUUGCCAUUCAUUUACAAGACGUGGAUGAGGACACAGCAGAUAUGACCAAGAAGAAGCUAAGAGACUCUGAGGCGGCGUGGAGGUCGGAGGAGGACGCCUACGGGAGCCCUCGGUGCUGGAGGUCCACGCUGGCGCGCGAGGACGAACAUCAGCAGCAGAUCACGUUGAUCAACGUCGGCUUCCCGCACUACAACUUGACGAACGUCUGCGCUACGCCCGUCCAUUGUGCGCCCCUGCCUGCGCUCUGCUGGGCGAGUAAGGACGUCGUGUGGAACAACAUGCUGGCCAAAGAUAAGACGUACACGCGCAACGUCAACAUGAUGGCCAAACAUCCUCACCUUCAGCCCAAGAUGAGAGCCGUUCUUCUCGACUGGCUCAUGGAGGUGAGCGAGGUGUACAAGCUCCACCGCGAGACGUACCACCUGGCUCAGGACUACUUUGACCGCUUCAUGGCCACGCAGAGCAACGUCUUCAAGUCCACGCUGCAGCUCAUCGGCAUCAGCUGCCUCUUCAUCGCAGCCAAAGUCGAGGAGAUGUACCCUCCCAAAGUGCACCUGUUUGCCUACGUGACGGACGAAGCUUGCACCGAGGAUGAUAUCCUCAGCAUGGAGAUCAUCAUCAUGAAGGAGCUAAAAUGGAGUCUGAGCCCGCAGACGCCCGUGUCCUGGCUCAACGUCUACAUGCAAGUAGCCUACCUCAAAGAGUCUGACCAGCUGCUCAUCCCCAAAUACCCGCAAGCCACCUUUGUUCAAAUAGCCGAGCUUCUUGAUGUGUGCAUGCUCGACAUGCGCUGCCUGGAGUUCUCCAACGGCAUCCUGGCCGCCUCCGCCCUCUUCCACUUUUCGUCUCUGGAGCUGGUGGAGAACGUAUCUGCAUUAAAGAGGGCGGAGCUGGAGGAGUGCGUACGGUGGAUGGUGCCGUUCGCCAUGGCGCUGCGGGAAUCCGGCGGCUCGCCCAUGAAAACUUUUGCCGCCGUGGCUGCGGAGGAUAUGCACAAUAUACAGACGUACGCACCCUACCUGACGUGGUUGGAAAAGGCGGCGUCCUACCAGGACGCCGACAUGGAGCGUCACCGCGGCGGCUGCCACGUACCGUCCGGCGUCCUCACCCCGCCACUCAGCAGCGAGAAGACGGACCAGAAUCCCGACGCGUCUACCGCCACACUGCAAGUGCCACCCAGGAUGCGCCAGGCCCAGUGCACGCUGGCCCCGUAGAGUCAGCGUUUUUUUUUUAAGGAAGGUUUUUGCGACUGGCUGCCAAUUUUUCAGGGGGUGCAUUUUCCAUCUUCAAGUGCCAGUCACAGGACGUCUUUUAUUGAACUCAAGUGUCUUAAUGGAGAAGAAAAAGGCGAGGGGGUGCCCACGGACUGAUCCUGGAGUCAGGAGACUCCGUGCUGCUACACAGCCGGGCUUUGCAUUAUGCGUGUGUGUGUGUGUGUAUGUAUGCAUGCAUUUGUGUGUGUGUGUGAUGCUGAUUUUAUGAGACAGAGCAUUGACUUGGCUAGCAAAGGGGCCAAGCGGGUUGAGCUUCAGAAGCGCAACCAGGCUACUCUCAGAUGUCGGGCUGGGCUUUGGGGUGUUUGGGUCAACCAGAGACUGGAAGCGCGACAGCGAGGCGGUUUGUUGGGAAACGUCAAUAUCGACAGCCUUAGUGUUAGUGACUCGAGUAUUUAACGUGAACUUUUAGCUUCCCCACCCUCAAUCUAACCACCAUCACCCAAAAAUGUUGGUGUGACUUUUACUUUUUAAAUGAAGUGCUGCUAUGUAUUUUCCAUUAAAGAUGUUUCUCAGCA
Molecule: messenger RNA, 2299 nt
Organism: Syngnathus typhle (broad-nosed pipefish)
Lineage: Eukaryota; Metazoa; Chordata; Actinopteri; Syngnathiformes; Syngnathidae
Gene: ccne1
Product: cyclin E1
Exons: 12
Coding region: 408-1721 (437 amino acids)
Biological process (GO): G1/S transition of mitotic cell cycle; regulation of cyclin-dependent protein serine/threonine kinase activity
Cellular component (GO): centrosome; cytoplasm; nucleus
Molecular function (GO): cyclin-dependent protein serine/threonine kinase regulator activity
Source: RefSeq, a predicted model, not a curated record